AUGCCACAUGCAGACGCCGCAAACAUAGACUCAUAUAGACCAAAGCAAGAGGUUUAUGAUGAUAUUCUUACUAAUUUGGAUAGCUUAUUAACAGGACAAACGAAUUGGAUUAGUAAUUUAUCAAACACUGCAUCUAUUCUAUUCUGGACAUUGAAAGAAAUCAAUAAAAUUAAUUGGGCUGGCUUCUAUAUAUACAACAAAUCAACAAAGAUAUUAGAACUUGGUCCAUUCCAUGGUUUACCCGCCUGUCAAAUCAUUAAAGCUGAGUUGAACAAAGGUAUUUGUGCAGAUACUUUCUGUAAAUCACAGCCAAUUCUAGUACCAAAUGUGGAUGAAUAUCCUGGUAAACAUAUUGCAUGCGAUUCAACAACUAAAUCUGAAUUAGUUUUACCGGUUUUUUCAUCAUCCGGUACCUGCAUCGGUGUUAUGGAUUUUGAUAGUUUGGUUUUAAACGGGUUUGAUGAGGUUGAUAAAGUUAAUAUGGAGAAGAUAACACAUCUAUUAACAGAAAAGUGCGAUUUCAGUAGUCUAUUAUAAAAAUUUCUUAUACAAUUUCCUUAUUUCAAUUAGAUUAUUUAUGCAUUAGGAUUUGGCUCGGUCUCAUUUUCUGGUUGCUGCUUGCGUAAUGGUUUGCGGACAUCAGUUUGUUCAUCGUGGUUAUCUUCAUCACUGGCUUCACCUAUAUCCCAAACUACAUCAUCAUCAUCAUCGUAAUCAUCUUUGUUUUCAUUGUCAUGGGAUGCUUCGACGUCCCUAUUACUUGACCUAACGUUCAAUGGUAUCUCAUCAUUUGUUUGUUCCUCAUUUAUUUCCUCCUGACUCGGUUUCUUCGCUGAAAGUAGGUAGACUCCGCUCAAAAGCAAGAUUGUCGAGAAUCCGAUACACCAUAAUACCCAAGCUCUAAAUGCCAUUAAUUGGUUCAUGAAAA
Messenger RNA from Wallemia mellicola CBS 633.66, 928 nucleotides. RefSeq names its product GAF domain-like protein. The record is from RefSeq and is a predicted model, not a curated record. Bases 1 to 537 code for a protein of 178 amino acids. NCBI's taxonomy places the organism in Eukaryota, Fungi, Basidiomycota, Wallemiomycetes, Wallemiales, Wallemiaceae. The transcript has 3 exons.